AUGAAUCUUUUUCAGGGGGCUUGGGUUCUACCGAUCGGCUUAUUCGCCAUAUCUAUUGGAUUUUGGGAGUCAUGGGUGUCAGAGAAACAUACUGGAACCACAUUUCACGAGCUCUAUCAGGUCAAAUAUGGCCUGAGGAAGCUGAACAUCUCGACCCGUCUGAUGAUAGCUGUCGUUCGUAUCCUUGUUGUUCUUUCUGUGAUGAUCUAUGCAGCGAAAGGAAGGGUCAAGCCAUAUCUAUUUUUCAACGUUCUCACUUCGU
This is a messenger RNA of Cooperia oncophora, 262 nucleotides long. The record is from the annotation of a GenBank genome assembly. Lineage: Eukaryota; Metazoa; Nematoda; Chromadorea; Rhabditida; Trichostrongylidae.